This is a messenger RNA of Neoarthrinium moseri, 726 nucleotides long. RefSeq lists its product as uncharacterized. Gene Ontology annotation, biological process: deadenylation-dependent decapping of nuclear-transcribed mRNA; positive regulation of catalytic activity; deadenylation-independent decapping of nuclear-transcribed mRNA. Gene Ontology annotation, cellular component: P-body. Lineage: Eukaryota; Fungi; Ascomycota; Sordariomycetes; Amphisphaeriales; Apiosporaceae. Gene Ontology annotation, molecular function: mRNA binding; enzyme activator activity. The coding region runs from base 1 to 726 and encodes 241 amino acids. The record is from RefSeq and is a predicted model, not a curated record. The transcript is spliced from 2 exons.
AUGGAUACCCACCGUCAGUCCCACCACAACCACGGCCACGGUCACCAGAGGACGCGAUCGCAGCAUCUAGCCGCCCAAGAAGCUGCCGCCCAGGUCACGUCCGACUAUGAGUCAGACACGGCCCUCUACAUGGCCGCCCAUCCCCCCGUUCCCGCCGCCCAGCUGACCGUCCGGACGAAUACCGACCUCAACCUGGCCGUGCUCCAGCGCUACCUGCCCACCAUCACCUCCAUCCUCGGCAUCGCCGCCAACGCCGUCGUCUACUCCCUCGACACCACCGCCGGCGACUGGCAGAAGGCCAACAUCGAGGGCACCCUGUUCGUCUGCCAGCUGGGCGACAGCAUCGAGAAGUGCUGCAUCUUCAUCCUCAACCGCAAGGGCAUCGACAACAUGACCCUGCACCUCGGCGGCAUACGGGACGUCGAGCUCACCCAGGGUAUCUUGAUGCUGCACAUGGACGGCCACGACGGCGAGCAGGACGACGGCACCCCCUCCAAGAUCUGGGGCCUCUUCAUCCACGAGGAACAGCAGCAGCAGCAGCAGCCCGACUCCUCGGCGCAGUCCAACGCCGACCUCAUCAAGGCCCUCUGGCACAAGGCCAGGGAGUCCCGUGCGGCUCAGCAGGAUCGCGGCGAGCGGGUGUCGCUGCAGGGAGGCGGUGCGGGCUUUACCAUGCCAGGACUGGGCGGACGACAGGUCAGCUUGAAUGAGCUGUUUGGGCGCUGA